Messenger RNA from Dentiscutata erythropus, 2727 nucleotides. The record is from the annotation of a GenBank genome assembly. Lineage: Eukaryota; Fungi; Glomeromycota; Glomeromycetes; Diversisporales; Gigasporaceae.
AUGACAUCAUCAACAAAUCAAUUUAAUUUCACGGCUGAUGUUAAUAAUAAUUCAGAUGGUUCAGGUGAAAAAGAUAGUGGAAAUUCUGCAAUUGCUGUUAAACGUAAACGUUUAACUCAAGCAUGUGACGCGUGUCGAAAAAAAAAAGUUAAAUGUAGUGGUGAAAAACCAUCUUGUAAUAAUUGUUCUCGACUCAAUGUUCCCUGUACGUACCUGCCAAGUACACGAAAAAGAGGGCCAAGAGUUGGAUUAGUCGAGAGUUUAGAAAAGCGUCUUCAACAAAUGGAGAAACUUUUACAGCCCCUUAAGGAGCAAGGACUGGUGGAUGAUUCUGAUGAUAAUUCACUUGGUCCUUCAACUAAAAAACCUCGUUUAAAUCCUAUUUCUACUACUGGGAUCGAUCCCGAUGAUCAAUUAUAUUCUGAUCAAACUUCUUCAGCCUCAUCGGCAAAUUCUAUAUCUCAACAUUCUCGAGAGUUCACUACAAAAACUCAAUUUUCUUCCCCACCGACCCAAUUUAUUAAACCAUCGCCUGAUGAUCAUAAUGAGCAAGCAGAAUUUAUCAAUUCAUAUUCUCAAUCUUUACAACCACGACAAAGUCAAUUGAAAAAUGCAAAUGAAUCAACAACGAUUGAAGUGAUAAGAGAGGAAUGUAUGCCGAAUUUACCACAGAAUGUAAAGAUAGAAGAAACAAGUGAUGAUCAAUUCUUUGGCAAUACUUCACCACAUCCAGGAUUUAGAAAGAAUUGUCGUACAAUUAUUAAUUUUCAACUACAAAAUUCACUAUUUAUAUCAAAUGGAUUACCAACGGAAGAUAUUGUUGAACAUCUCGCUUUAUGCUUUUUCCGACAUAUUGAUGGUCAACUUUCAAUGUUCCACGAACAUACUUUUAUGCGUCAACUACGACAAAAUAAAGUUUCACCUUUAUUAAUCCUUGCUAUGUGCGCUGUGAGUUCAAGAUAUUCCGAACACCCAAAUAUUAAACGAGAUCCACCUUAUCUUUCUGGGGAGCCUUAUGCACAUCAAGCAUCAAAACAUGUAUUAGAAGCACUAGAUUCUCCUUGUAUUGAAGCAGUCCAAGCAUUUAUAUUGCUUGGGUUGUAUAGUUAUGGAUCUUCACAUGGCGCAAGAACUUAUAUGUAUAUUGGUAUGGCUGUAAGAAUGGCACAUUCAUUAGGUCUACAUAAACUUGAUGACAUCACUCCGAAUUCUCCACCUGAUCAAAAAGUUUCUGAAGAAGUAUUUAUAGCUAAAGAAACUAAAAGACGUACUUUUUGGUCUUGCUUCAUGUUUGAUAGAUUUUCUGCUUGCGCUUUAGGGAGACCGUUACUUAUGCAAGAAGAAGAUUGUGAUGUUAGGCUCCCUUGUAUUGAAUCAGUUUGGGCCUUGGAAAGUCCUUAUAGCAGCCCUGUAAUUAAUGAACAACUAAAUAGUCAAUACAUUAAACAGCAUACUUCACUUGUGCUCGCUAAAACUGGAGUUAUUGCUUGUUUUCAUAGCGUAAAUACUUUAUUAGGUCGUGUAUGUACAUAUGUUAAUCGUUCAAGACCAACAAAUGUAUUACCACCUUGGAGUCCAACAUCAGAAUUUUCUAUAUUGGAAAAUGAUAUAGAGGAUUGGUAUCAGUCGAUCUUACCUCAUUAUAGUUAUUCUCGUGAGAGAUUGAUUGAAUUAAUUGCUGUUCGUAGUGGAGGAGCAUUUGCAUCACUUCAUUUAUUAUAUUAUGCGGCUAUUGUUGUCCUUAAUAGGCCAAAUUUUAUAAAGUUCCAAAAACGUGAACCUAUGCCAGCAUAUGAGGUCGAAUUCAUUCGUUCAUCUUCUGAGCGUUGUUAUAAUGCAGCGAAACAAAUUACUUCUAUUGCUUCCGAUGUUCUUAAAGUUGGAUGUCAAUUUAUGUGCCCUUUUACAUUAUAUCCAUUAUUUGUGUCUGCAACAAUUUACUUAACUGAUUUUAAUAAUGAAGAUAUUACAAUUGCUAAUUUUGCAAAAGCAAAUUUAAAAAUUCAUGAGCAGUUUUUUGAAGAAAUGGGACCAUUAUGGGGAAUAGCUAACAAAAUGAAAUGUAUUAUGGAACGUAUGAAAAGAGAAACAUGUGUUUCUGAAAAUAAUCGACCUUCGCAAGAUGAAACAGAAAUAUUAUCAAGGAAUUCAGAUGCUGGUCUUAUGGCUUAUUGGAAUAAUGCAGUUAACAACGAUGUUGAUAUAAUUCAUAAUCCUUCUUCUAUGAAUACAUUUCCCGAUCAAAUUAUAUCAUCUCGAUGGUUAUAUAAUAAUUUGGAACAACCAUUAAUGGGAGAUACAUGGACGAAUUUUCUUCGAUCACCUUCACCGAUUUCACCGAUGCCACCAAUUUCACCAGGCUUUUUAAGACGACUCACAAGGAACUUUGAAAAUGGAGAAAACGCUAAUGAAGAAGGAUAUUUCACUCAAGAUAUGACAUUAUAUAAUAAUAACAAUCCGCUUGCAUACGAUUACUCUAUGAUAGCAGAUAUUUCUAGUGGUCAACCAUUUUCAGAAUGGUCAACUGGAAGAUUCAUGUCAAAUCGUAGAAAUUUAACUGAUAUGAAUGAAAUAAUUCAAAAUUCAUUAACACCAAGUCAAGCUUUAUCAUCAAAUGCCAAUGUUCUGGUUGGAAAUACUACAAAUUCACAAUUAUUAAAUCCUAUAGGUUCAACAGCACCAAGAACAAGUGAUAUUCAAAUCGAUGCAAUACUUCGUAGUAACUAG